Lathyrus sativus (Indian pea) is the source of this 927-nucleotide messenger RNA. The record is from the annotation of a GenBank genome assembly. NCBI's taxonomy places the organism in Eukaryota, Viridiplantae, Streptophyta, Magnoliopsida, Fabales, Fabaceae.
AUGGUGAACACGGUGAACGUAAUUUGGUCACUGGUUAGUUGGGUAGUGAAAAUGGCUGGUUUAAUGCUCUACACAGUAGAGAUAGAACCAGGCACAGUAAUGAGAUUCUGGGUUCCUUCUAACGCCAUUUCAAAAUCCAACAAACCUAUUUCCAAACCUACAAAACCCGUAGUGGUUCUUCUGCAUGGCUUCUGCGGCGACGGACUUGCAACAUGGCAGUUCCAAAUCAACCCUUUAGCCAAAAGCUACGCAGUUUAUGUUCCCGACUUAAUUUUCUUCGGCGGGUCCGUAUCCGAUAAGCCGGAUCGGUCACUGGCUUUUCAGGCGGAGUGUGUGGCGGCCGGGUUGAAGAAACUCGGCGUGGAGAAAUGCGUUGUGGUUGGAUUCAGUUAUGGUGGAAUGGUGGCGUUUAAAAUGGCUGAGAUGUAUGAUGAACUGGUUCAAGCGGUGGUUGUGACUGGUUCGGUUUUGGCUAUAUCGGAGAGGAUGAUUAGUAAGGCUGUGGAAGAUGCUGGGUUUUCUUCUUGCUCGGAAAUGUUGAUGCCAUGUUCUGUACAAGGAGUGAGGAGACUUCUUUCUGUUGGUUUCUACAAAAACAUUCCGUUUCCAAAUCGUCUGCUAAGUGAUUUUAUUAAGGUCAUGUUCUCAAAUAGGAAAGAGAGAAAUGAAUUAUUAGAGGCCAUAGUCAUUAGCUACAAAGACAUCAACAUUCCUAAACUUCCACAGCAAAUAUUUCUUUUAUGGGGUGAGAAAGACAAGCUUUUCAAACCAGAGAUUGCGCAGAAAAUGAAAGAUAAGCUUGGAAAUAAAGUAACAUUUCAAGAGAUAAAGGAGGCUGGUCACUUGGCUCACUUGGAGAGACCUAGUAUUUAUAAUCGGAGCCUUAAACAGUUUCUUUCUUCUGUCAUGCUUGGUGAAAGAAAAUAA